GAAGAGAAUGUACGGGCUGUACCAGCAGCUGAAAGCCAUGGUGUGGGGAGAGGGAAGUGAGAGGGAGAAGACUGAGCCUCCGAGCGCACCAUCUCCUCCCCCACAACCUCAGAAGAGGUUCUUUUCCGGAGAAAUCACCUCUCUGUCCGACACCUCUGGAAUGAUAGAUCACCAGGUGUUCUUUACUCCGAGUGUGGUUAUGGGAGGCCGGACUCCACAGGUGGGAGCAUUGGUUCACGUGACAGCUGAAAGACCACACCCCCUCGCCUGUUGGCAGGCAACCAGAGUUGAAGUCACAGAAUUGUGGGACUCUGACACUGAUGAAGAAAGGAAGACAUUAAUUGGAUUCAUAUCUAAAAUCAGUCGCACACUGGCAGUGGUGGACUGUUCUACCAGCGAGGUGACCUUUGACCCCCAGCUCUACUGUGGAACGGGGUACCGGUAUGAGACAGGAGAUUGGGUGACUGUGGGAGUGAGGUUGGGCGAGGAGGGAGAGGAGGAAGAGGUGGAGUUUGUUCGUCCAUUGAGAGAGAAGGAAGUGGAGGGUGUCAUUACCUCGAUGAGUCGUGGGUAUGGAUUUGUUGACGAUGACAUCAUUUUCUCGUUGGGUCUGUGUGGGCGGAGUCAAGUGAGGAUAGGGGAGGAGGUGAAGGUGAAGUGUGUGGAGUGUCGACAUCAUCAGGCCAGCUGGAGAGCCGUUUCCAUGACUACGCUGUCGUUUUGUCCCCACACUCUCCCAUCGUCCCAGCACUCUCCUUCCCUUCCUCUCCUCUCUCCUUCGUCCCUUCCUCCCACGUCAUCAUCAUCAUCAUCAUCAUGUGAAGGUCUGCUGAAGAACAGGUGUGGACUGGAGUUGAGUGAGGUUGGUGAGGUUGGGGAUGUGCUGGUGGGGAAACCAGAAGACUCUAACCAUAUCCAUCAGGAACACGAGGUCACAUGACCACUGUUUGUUGUCGGUGAAGCCCCUCCCACAUGACCCUCAGAUUUCCGUCUCUCUCCCUCCUUCACUCUGGUGUUCCUGCAACCACUUGCACAGAGGAGGGGGUGAGAAUGGUGACACUGGUGACAUGGGGAGUCUGGGGAGAUGUGUGAUAGUAGUGAGGAGGCAGUGAAGAACUCCAGCUGUCGGCAGUCACAGGGAGAAGAGGGAGUGGCAGAAGUGGGUGUGGUCUCCACUCCCCAUGUCCAUAUCACCAGUGGGCGGAGUCUCGGUGUGACUGUAGCCAUCAGAGCAAAGUCUCUGGGCCAGAUUUCAUGCCUUCUCCUCUUCUCUUUCGUCGGAGGUGUGAGGAUAGCGCGCCAGUUGAGGUCGAAGGUCACCAGCUCUGAUCUCGACUCCCUAAAGCCGGCAUCGGCCUACACGAGAGUGAGAGGAGGAGGGAGUGGGCGGGGCCAACCGAGAAACGGUCUCUGUGGCAUUGUGCCUGGCGAGAAACCUCAUCGCUAAUGUCAGGGAUUUUUCGUACAGGCCAAAGCUGGUGAGACUGCCACACAGACUGAAAGCCUACGCUGUACCUGAGGAUCUGGCCGAGGGAGUGUGGGAGGGGCACCAGAGGGACAUUCUUAACCUUCGACCUCAGCUGACACAGCCCCUGUGCAUGAAGAACUACUACUCCCGAUUCAGCACUCUCCUCAUCUCGAGGAAAUACAGCGAGACGUGGACAUGAGGAACUUUGACCUCUUCCGUGUUCCUCUGAGGCCGAGAGGGCAGUACCUGGGUCUGGAGGUCCCUGGACUAGCUGAGGGGAGACCGUCUCUCCUGCUGGGUGACCGCGUCGUGGCGACCGUGGCGAUACAAGAGGAGGAGGAGGAGGAGGAGAGGGGAGGGGGGAGGUACUGGGAAGGCUUCAUUCACGAGAUUGGGAAGGACUACGUUCUGCUGAAGUUUGCACAGGAGCUCCACCAGAACUCGUUUCUUCAUAACUAUGACAUCAUCUUCCAGUUCAGCAGAACCUCGUUCAGGAGAAUGCACCACUCAGUGGAGAUAGCCCACUUACUGGGCUCAAAAGUCUUGUUUCCAGGGAAACAAACACCCAAACAGCCGCUAAUAAAGCUACCGUCGUCUUCAGACUGUAACCACGACAACGUGGGUGGGGUCUCGGUUCCGUGCCAGUUCUAUAACCCGGUCCUGAACCGGCGUCAGCAGUCGGCAGUGAGGAGGAUUCUGGCAGCCCAGAACAGACCAACACCCUACGUGGUGUUUGGUCCUCCUGGCACGGGGAAAACUGUGACCCUAGUCGAGGCAAUACUGCAGAUCCACCAGAGAAGCAGAGCCAGUCGAGUUUUGGCGUGUGCUCCUUCAAACAGUGCAGCUGAUCUCAUUAUGGAGAGACUGUUGUGCAGUGGUCUGCUAGGAGAAGGAGAGAUAGUGCGACUGAAUGCCAUCCAGAGGGCAGAACCUCCUCCCUCCAUCGCUGCCUUCUGUGAGGACACUGACAAUGCCCACAUUGCAGCCAGGUGUAGAGUGGUGGUGAGCACAUGUAUGACGGCAGGUUUCCUCCAUUCCCUGGGUCUGCCGGUCGGCCAUUUCUCCCACGUCAUUGUGGACGAGGCAGGGCAGGCCACGGAGCCCGAGGCCCUCCUCUCCGCCACUCUUCUCUCAAACACAACCGGACAGGUCCUGGCGGGAGACCCCCACCAAUUAGGCCCCGUCCUCACCUCACACCAUGCCAACAGUCUCGGUCUCUCCCUCUCUCUCAUGGAGAGGGUCAUGUCACGAGGACCUUACCUCAGGGACCCAGCCAAGUACUCUGAUCACGGCUCUUACGACCCUCUCAUGGUGACCAAAUUGGUGGAUAACUACCGGUCUCAUUCCAGUAUUCUAAAUCUCUAUUCCGAUACCUUCUACCACGGAGAGCUUGAACCACGGGCCGACCCCAGUGUCACCUCGUUAAUGUGUGAUUGGGAGGGACUCCCCACGAAGGGGUUUCCCCUGCUGUUCCACGGGGUGAUGGGAGAAGACAUGAGGGAGGGUAACAGUCCAUCUUGGUUCAACCCCGUGGAGAUUAUUGAGGUGGUGUCCCAUGUCCAGUCUGUGAUCGACAACUCAACGUUCGCUCCGAAACUCUCUGACAUUGGAAUCAUCUCUCCCUACAGGAAACAGGUGGAGAGGAUCCGCUGGUUCCUGGGGAGGGUGGGAGUGGAGGGAGUCAAGGUGGGUAGUGUGGAGGAAUUUCAGGUCAAGAGAGACUGGUCGUCAUCAUAUCUACUGUGAGACAUACAUGAUGACGUGGAUGUAGUCAACAACAGGGAAACCUCUGAAAAAGGGACAACAUUUCAUCUUUAUCCUCAUGUUGCUCCAAACUUCUGUCUUUUUUUUUCUAUUCUCCCUAUCUUGCUACAAACUUUUGAUAUUUCGGGCCAUUCACUUAAUACAAUGCGUUUUGGUGAGCCAAAUUCUCUCUCUAUUUAUCAUCAUUCAGGUUCGUUCCACUCUCAAGCUUCUGACCUCUGAUCUAAAACACCACAUCGGUUUCCUUGGCAACCCCAAGAGGUUUAAUGUCGCCAUCAGCAGAGCCAAGGCCCUAUUGGUCGUCGUCGGCAACCCACACCUCCUCUGCCAGGACCCAUACUGGCGAGUGCUGGUACAGUAUGCAGUAGACAAUGGCGGCUACACUGGGUGUUCCCUUCCUGACACACUAGGUCCCGAUUCUCACACUUUCUCUGACUCCUGGCUUCUCAACCCUAGUUCAUACCCCCUCCCAUCCUCCU
Geodia barretti is the source of this 3711-nucleotide messenger RNA. Lineage: Eukaryota; Metazoa; Porifera; Demospongiae; Tetractinellida; Geodiidae. The record is from the annotation of a GenBank genome assembly.